AUUGGAGCCGUGGGACCGAGUGGGAACGAGCCGCAUCAGUUUAUAGGUAAAAUACCAACCAGACAUCCCGGCAAGCAGCGGACUGAGCUCUCUUCCCUUUCACCGCAGCCCGAGAGCCAUUUUCUUUCACAUCUAUUUUUCUACUUUAGCUCCGUGCUGGACGGAUCUGCCACACAGGAUAUAUGUUCGGUAAAGGUGCGAAGCGGAAGCUGGACGAGGAUGAAGAGGGGCUGGAAGGCAAAACGCUGGAGGCGUCGGUGGCGGGAGGGGGACUAGGUGUCGGUCCGGAGGGUCUUUCCAAGGUGUCCUACACCCUGCAGCGGCAGACCAUCUUCAAUAUCUCCCUCAUGAAGCUGUACAGCCAGCGGCCGCUUGGCGAGCCCAGCCUGGAGCGCCGCGUCCUCAUCAACAACAUGCUCCGACGCAUCCAGGACGAACUCAAGCAGGAAGGCUCCCUGCGGCCGCUGCUCCUGCCGCCCUCACCGCCACCCGAUGACCCCAUGGAUGAGGGUUUCCGUGAGGCGCCACCAUCUUUUGGUGUUCUGUCCGCGGCAGCGAAUGCACAGGUAUCCCAGCCUUCUGCACUGUUGAUGCCGGUGAUCGCUCCGCCGCCUUCGCCCCACCCGAUGGUGCCUCCCAACUUCCAGGCAUCCCAGGCCUGCCCCAACCGAGUAGAGUCCUGUCCCGCCCCUCUUGAAGCCUGUCUCACUCCAGCCUCUUUGCUAGAGGAGGAUGGUGGAGAUUCAGCCUUUUGUGCUCCCUCCCCACCCACUCCUCCUCUGUCACCACCCCCGGCGCAGUCUCCCCCAUCAGCACUUCUGAGCCAGGCGUCCCCCGGUGUCCCUGUGCCUGUCUUAUCCAAUGACGGUUUCCCCUCCACACUGAGUGACAUGGAGUUGGGUCCUCCCACAGCCAUAACAAGGACAGCAGCAGCUAAUACUACGACCAUGACUACCUCCCCAGCUCCCACACCAACCACCCAGCCCCCACACUUAGCACCCCUCUCCCCAUCACCCACAGGCUCACCCAGAGACUGCAGGACCAUGGGUGCUAAACCAGAGGCAGCUGGUGUUUUCCUAGUGGAAGGCCGCUGUGCUGAGCUCCGGCCAAUGGACACGCUACCCACACUGCCCCCUGGUGGCCUAGUAGACAUUUCCUCCUCUCCUCCCUCCUCUUCUUCGCCCUCGGGGUUUCUCUCAGACUUGGCGUUGGACGAUGUCCUGUUCGCCGAUAUCGACACGUCCAUGUAUGACUUUGACCCCUGUACAACGGCCGGGGCAGUGGGCGUGACGGCAGGUGGUGGCCUCGCCAAACUGUCACCGGUGGUGACAGCAGACGACCUGUUGAAAUCGCUGGCGUCACCGUACAGCGGCCCCACCCCCCAAGUUUCAGCCAAUCAGCCUUUCAAAAUUGAUCUGACAGAACUGGACCACAUCAUGGAGGUGUUGGUGGGUUCGUGACUCGAGGACACCACCACCUUAGAAACAGAGACGGUUUAAUCCGGAGAACAGACUGGAAUGAAAAUUUGGGAUUGAUUUUCCUGGUUCUUGUUUUUACUUUGUUUAAAUUUUUUAAAAAAUCUUUUCAAAGGUCGGUAAUUGUAAACAUCGAUGGUGAUGUCAGUUAGUACUACUAUGACAACUACUACUACUACACAACACUGUGCAUGCACUGUGCUCGCCUUUCCAAAUAUGGAAAUGAAGUAACCGGGAAACAAAGACACACUUAGAUUUGUAUUUCUAUACUUGUGAGGACCUCCUUUAACUCCCAUCGUUUCCUAACCCUAAAGGUAAACCUAGUCCUUGUUCUGAUCUUUAACCUGAACCUAAGCCUUAACCCUGAGGAGUAACUGUAAAUAAAAGAAAUAGAAUUGUCCUCAUUCUGGACGAUUUUUGCAAUCAUUCUAUCGUUGUCGGGACACACACACUCCUCACAAGUACAGAAAUACAGGUGAACACACAUAAACAUGACACACACACACUGUAUUCAUGGCUUUUAGCAGAUGAGUGCCUUUCAAAAUGACCACUUAUUCAAUUCCUGUUUUUACAGUAUUUUUUUUCUAGUUCUUUUCACUUUAACAGCCUAGAGAGGUCACUCCUCAAUGUUUGUUUUUUUAAUUUAUUGUAUUGUAUUAAACCUAUUGUUAAGUAAGGUAAUUUCUCAUGAUCAAAUAAUAAUUAUUUAAUCUUUAUCUUAUUACAGAUGCUAUGUUUUAUUUGUAAAGCAAGCCUAAAAAAGGUUUUACGAGGAAUACAUUGUUUUACCAGUGUGCUAGAUUACAUGUAAGCUUGGCUAUAUAAUUACGCUUUGGGAGGAGCUCUAAAAACACGUCGCCAGGUUGUUUGUUGAACUCUUUUGGUAGAAGGAGAUGUCUGUUCUUGUAUACAUCAAGUCUAUGAAUUCACUUUGGGACUUUUUCCUUUCCCUUCCUUAUUGGCAGACACAUGUAACUGUGCUGGAUGCUAUUUUACAUGAGCUUGGUCAUAUGAGCUGGUUAUCACGAUUCAGUUACAGCAGAAUUCAAAUGAGCUACACCCACGGGAAAGCUUGACGUGUUUACAUUGGAAGCAGCAGCAGCGCUAUCACCGACUCAUGGGUCCCAGUUGGAUGUAGAUGAUCUGAAAAGUGCAACCUUAGCAGAGGCUUAGGGCUCCACACACAUGUUUAAUUUGGCCAUACAGGCCUCAAAACAAAACAGCUGUCACUGAUGGCAGGAAAAGUCGUUUGUGGUAUCAGUGUGACCCCAUACAUUUCUCAGAAUUACACAAAGAAAAGUGAAUAUUUUAGCAGGAAUACCUUAUUUUUGGUUUGGCUCCUACGGAUUUAGCAACUUGGGUGACAGAUUGCAGCAGGGCGUACAGUAUUACACAAACCCUGUAUUUGUAAGAGUAUGUUUACUUGUGUUUAGAAUAGGGGCCCUUACAUGCCAAAUCUCAGGGUUCUGCUCACUUCUUGUACAUUGUGCAGUACAGUUUUGAGGUUGACCCAAAAGCUCAUGUAUGUUUUAAACACAUGCGAGAGCAGGAGGGCUAAAUCUGUCUCGUAAAUAAUUUGAACACGGAUUUCCACUGAAGGAGGAAACCCAAACCACAGUGUUAACCUGAUACUGAAACCAUUCAAAAGACUGUGUUGUUUCAAAACACUAACCCCCCUGCAUUGGCCACUGUGAAACAUUUUUGGCACAAAAAGUGAUGGCUACUGAUUAUUAUCUGUGGGUUCAUCACGACAAACAACACAUUAAUCAUUUGAUCCAGUAAUAUAGAAAGUAUUGAUGAGUGCAGCUUUAAUGUUGACAUCUUAGACACUGUAGUAGCUGCUGUGCGCUGUAUCCUAUAAUGAUGCAUAUCUUCUACAUUUGACUAGCUAUUCACAGAAAUAUAUUUCUGGACUCUGAUAUAGUCCAGUAAUGCAGGGUACAUCACAUCACCGGUGGCUGUUAAUGGUUGAUUUUUCCAUCAAAGUCAUUAAGUAAUCCUAAACCUUUGUGUGUUUGCCAACACAGUUUUGCAGUGGUGUAAAACGGUAUGUUAAUGGUAUUUCUAGCAGCGUCCCAGCUCGUACAAACAUGGUAGUUGUUAAUAGGACAGAAUGCGUUAUCUGGAAUCCAGUCUGACUCAGCUCACUGUGUUAGCCAACAGCAGCAAGGACAGGGUGAGUUUAAAAGUUGUUCCAAUGGCAGAUCAUUAGCUUCCCAGUGUGCAUUUGACUUCAGUUAGUGUGUAAGAGACCUGCUUUUUAACUGAACUCAAAGCUGAGCGUGAGCCGAGCACAUAGCAGCACCAACUAAUACUGUUUGUAGACAACUGUGUCUUGUUUCUUUCACUAUGUUUGAAUUUUGGAGUGCUUGUUUCUUUUUUUUUUUUUUUUUUUUUGUCAAUGAAGUUAUUUAUUCAUAUUGUUUUUUUCUUUUCUGUGUAAAUAUAUUUAUUUUUGAUGUGAAGUGAUCAUUUGGAUUGUAAAUGUGUGUACAGAAUGUGUGGUAGGAAUGUACUUCAGAUAGGAAUGUAUCUGAGUGUGGAAUUAUGGGUGGAAGCCAUUUUUUUAUAUACAUAGGUAGUUAUAUUAUCUUGUUUAUCUGUCUGUUUGUUGCUUUGUUAUUGAUUUUUUGUGGGGUGGCGGCCACAACUUUUUACAUCUUUUGUACUCCUUUGUUCAUCAUUUUCCAGUUGAAGGCGAACAGUUCAUGCAGCAAUACUCAAAAGCCCUGUCUCCAACCUUCAGAUGUCAAGACUCCAAAGCCUGUCAUAGACGCUUCAAUGCCAAAUGUAAUGUACAUAGUAUGAACAACAUUCGAGCUCCUGAGACUUUUUUGAUCAGUGUUUGCCACCGAAUCGGUUUUAGCGCUGACCGAGUGUGCAGCGGUUUGAACUGCAGACAAGGACUGACCGCAGUUGAGGCUGAUUCCCUCUACGAAGGCUGUAUUUUACACAGACCUCAGAGCUGUGCCUUUUUCUAUGCAAUAGAACACAAACACAGAGAGAGAGAGAAACUAUCAGCUGAUCACUGUAUUGGGAUCCAAAAUGAGGACUGUGGAAUAUAUAUAUACACAUAUAUAUGUAUAUAUAUAUAUGUAUAUAUAUAUAAUAUGGACAGCUGUCUAUGAAUUUGAAACAGUCUUACUUUUGUAGUUUUAUAUAUAUAUAUAUAUAAAUAUAUAUAUAAAUAAUAAACUGUAAAAAGCA
Messenger RNA from Stegastes partitus (bicolor damselfish), 4682 nucleotides. It is a transcript of the gene sertad2b, whose product is annotated as SERTA domain containing 2b. The transcript is spliced from 2 exons. NCBI's taxonomy places the organism in Eukaryota, Metazoa, Chordata, Actinopteri, Pomacentridae. The record is from RefSeq and is a predicted model, not a curated record. Gene Ontology annotation, molecular function: transcription regulator activity. Bases 183 to 1460 code for a protein of 425 amino acids. Gene Ontology annotation, cellular component: nucleus.